Botrytis porri is the source of this 5559-nucleotide messenger RNA. RefSeq lists its product as uncharacterized. The record is from RefSeq and is a predicted model, not a curated record. Gene Ontology annotation, cellular component: microtubule; kinesin complex. Lineage: Eukaryota; Fungi; Ascomycota; Leotiomycetes; Helotiales; Sclerotiniaceae. Gene Ontology annotation, molecular function: microtubule binding; ATP binding; microtubule motor activity. Bases 1 to 5559 code for a protein of 1852 amino acids. The transcript has 2 exons. Gene Ontology annotation, biological process: cytoskeleton-dependent intracellular transport; microtubule-based movement.
AUGGCGCCCGGUGGUGGAGGAAAUAUUAAAGUCGUUGUGCGGUGUAGGCCGUUCAACAGUAGAGAGAUCGAUCGCGGAGCAAAAUGUAUAGUGCAAAUGAAAGAUGCGCAAACGGUCAUCACACCACCAGAAGGACAUGAGGCGAAAUCAAGGGAUGCAAAGGGUGGAAAGGGAGAUUCGGGCCAGAAGGUUUUCGCUUUCGAUCGUUCAUACUGGUCCUUUGACAAAAAUGAUCCGAGUUACGCAGGACAAGACAAUCUCCAUACAGAUCUGGGAAAACCUCUUUUGGAUAAUGCCUUUCAAGGUUACAAUAAUUGUAUCUUCGCAUAUGGUCAAACGGGUUCGGGAAAAUCUUACUCGAUGAUGGGAUAUGGGAAAGACGCUGGUGUCAUUCCAAAGAUUUGUCAAGAUAUGUUUGAGAGGAUAGGGGAAUUACAACAGGACAAGAAUUUGAAAUGCACAGUCGAGGUAUCCUACCUGGAAAUUUACAACGAACGAGUGCGAGAUCUUCUAAACCCAUCGACAAAAGGCAACCUGAAAGUUCGAGAACAUCCUUCGACUGGACCAUAUGUGGAAGACUUGGCGAAAUUGGUUGUGAGUAGUUUUCAAGAAAUUGAAAACCUGAUGGAUGAGGGAAAUAAAGCCCGUACCGUUGCAGCUACGAAUAUGAACGAAACUUCUAGUAGAAGUCAUGCUGUCUUCACUUUGACUUUGACUCAAAAACGAUUGGAUGUUGAAACAAAGAUGGCAAUGGAAAAGGUUGCGAAAAUUAGUUUGGUCGAUUUGGCAGGUUCCGAGCGAGCAAAUUCUACGGGUGCAACUGGAGCUCGAUUGAAAGAAGGUGCGGAGAUUAAUAGAUCUCUAUCGACACUUGGUAGAGUUAUUGCUGCGCUGGCCGACUUAUCAGAAGGAAAGAAGAAGAAAGUGGGAAAGGGGAAUCAAGUCCCUUACCGAGACAGUGUUUUGACAUGGCUUCUGAAGGAUUCUCUGGGAGGAAACAGUAUGACAGCUAUGAUUGCUGCUAUUAGUCCUGCAGAUAUAAAUUUCGAUGAAACUUUAAGUACCUUGCGAUAUGCUGAUAGUGCGAAGAGAAUCAAGAAUCACGCAGUUGUAAACGAGGACGCGAAUGCUCGUAUGAUCCGUGAGUUGAAAGAAGAAUUGGCUCAAUUGCGAGGUAAAUUGACAGGUGGUGGAGGUGGCGGAGGAGGGGCAGGCCCAGCAGAUGAGAUUUAUGCAGAAGGUACACCUUUGGAGAAGCAAAUGGUCACAAUUGUUUCAUCAGAUGGUGCUGUGAAGAAGGUAUCGAAAGCGGAAAUCACCGAACAACUCAAUCAAAGCGAGAAACUCUACUCAGAUCUCAACCAGACUUGGGAACAGAAGUUACAAAAGACUGAAGAGAUUCACAAAGAGCGAGAAGCUGCCUUGGAAGAAUUGGGUAUCAGUAUCGAAAAGGGAUUUGUUGGAUUACAUACACCAAAGAAGAUGCCUCAUCUUGUGAAUUUGUCCGAUGAUCCACUGUUAGCAGAAUGUCUUGUGUACAACCUCAAACCUGGGUCGACUUCGGUUGGAAAUGUCGAUACGAAUGCAGCCCAUGCAGCGGAAAUUCGACUUAAUGGAACUCGUAUAUUACAUGACCAUUGCACUUUUGAGAAUGUCGAUAAUGUGGUUACUCUUAUACCAAAUGAAGGAGCACCAGUGAUGGUCAACGGACAGAGAGUCGAAAAGCCAACUCGCUUGAGAAGUGGUUUCAGAGUUAUUCUUGGCGACUUUCAUAUCUUUAGGUUCAACAAUCCAACCGAGGCUCGAGCGGAACGCGCAGAGCAGAGCCUUCUGCGGCACUCUGUUACUGCUAAUCAACUAGAAACUUUUAAAGAUUGGGACAAAUUCUCGCCCACAUCUACCCCUCGGCCAACCCAUGAUCGAACAUUCAGCAAAGCUAUUUCCGAUCUCGACUUUGAUGGUAGUAGUCGUGCAGACUCUCCAGUGCCUGGGCGGGGUCUUUCUGAUUGGUCAUUAGCUAGACGUGAGGCAGCUGGAGCUAUUUUAGGAACCGAUCAAAAGAUUGCAGGUUUGUCCGAUGAGGAGCUCAAUGUAUUAUUUGAGGAUGUUCAAAGAGCAAGGGCUGAGCGUGCAACUGCAAAUUUAGAGGAUGAUCUAGACUCGGUAACCUCGUAUCCUAUGCGAGAAAAGUAUCUUUCAAACGGUACUUUGGAUAACUUCUCUUUGGACACUGCACUUACCAUGCCAUCAACACCCAAACAAGGAGAAGUCGAAGAUAAAAUGCGUGAAGUUAGAGAAGAAAUGCAAGUCCAGUUAGAGAAGCAAAGAGAAGAAUUCCAGGAACAACUUGAGACAGCUAAAACCUCAAAUGUCGAGGUUGAGGAAAUCAAAAAAGAAAAAGUGAGAAUGGAAGAGACUCUCAGAGAAGUUAAAGAGGAGAUGCUCAAGCAAUUGGAGGUUCAACGAAAAGAAUAUGAAGAGAGAUUACAAGAGUUGUCCCCGGUUAAAUCGGGACCAGAUGGACCACCUCCACUAUCAGAGAGAGAGAUUGUGAUUGCCGAGAAAGUUGCAAAACACUGGCAAGGACGAAGAUAUGUUCAAAUGGCUGAGGCUGUAUUUCGAAAUGCAGCAAUCUUGAAGGAAGCCCAAAUAAUGAGUCAUGAAAUGGAUGAGAAUGUUGUUUUUCAAUUUGCUGUUGUUGACAUAGGGCACGCUUUAUGUUCUUCUUAUGAUAUGGUUCUUAAUGAUAUAGAGGGAGAUGAUUUUCAUCUAGAAGAUGCAACAAAACCUUGCAUCGGCGUACGGGUAAUAGACUUCAGGAAUAAUGUGGCUCAUCUAUGGAGUCUUGAGAAACUUCAGGAUCGUAUCCGGAAGAUGAGGCAAAUGCAUCAAUACCUUGAUCGACCAGAAUACCUUCAACACUUCCGACUCGACAAUCCUUUCAUGGAAACUUGUAUGCCGCAGUAUACACACGUUGGAGAUGUUGAUGUCCCUCUAUCAGCAGUUUUUGAGAGUCGAGUUCAGGACUUUACUCUUGAUGUUCUUUCACCAUUUACGAUGCAUGCUAUUGGUAUCAUCAAGCUCUCAUUGGAACCAUCGUCAGCAAAAGCCCCUUCGAACACCCUGAAGUUUAAUGUUGUUAUGCAUGAAAUGAUAGGAUUUGCUGAGCGGGAAGGGACGGAAGUCCAUGGUCAAUUGUUUAUACCUCCCGCUUCAAAUGAAGGUGGCGUUACAACGACCCAGAUGAUUAAAGAUUUUGAUGAAGGUCCAAUCCGAUUCGAAAGCGUGCAUAGUAUGAGCGUUCCAAUGUUUGGCCCCACAGAUGUUUCUCUUCGUGUGGCCAUCUUUGCCAAAGUUUCAUCAAUGCAUUUGGAUAGACUUUUAAGUUGGGACGAUAUGCGAGACAACAUUCCCCAACCAAAGAAAAAGCGCAAGGGUGCUCGUAUAUCAGAGUCGCAGUUCUAUUCUGAAGAGAAACAUGAUGUGUUUGCUAAAGUUCAAAUACUGGAGUUGGCCGAAAAUGGCGAUUAUCCAGCAGUUGAAGUGAUUCAAACGAGUGAGCUUGACCAAGGAACAUUCCAACUUCAUCAAGGUUUGCAACGUAGAAUUGCUGUUACUUUGACGCAUAAUUCUGGUGAUGCUUUACCUUGGUCGGAUAUCACUGGUUUACGCGUGGGACGAAUUCAACUCGUUGAUCACAUUGGGAAAAGUCCGGAUCUCAGCUCUCCUUCGACCCCUCCCCUUUACCUCAAAUUGCUUUCAAAGCCCAUUGUCAAAGCAAAUGCAAACGGCACCAGCAAUGUUUGUAUCGUUGGAAAAUGGGAUUCGAGUGCUCAUGAAUCUUUACUCCUUGAUCGGGUAACGGCAGACAAAUACAAAGUUCAAAUGUCCCUUUCAUGGGAUGUCAAAUCAGAGAAAUUGUCUCGUCCAAUGACUUUCAAUAUGGAUAUUUGCUCUCAAAUCAUGUCGCGCAAUUAUGUUCGUUCUACAUCAAUGUUCGCAUCAUUAUUCCAAAGUGUACGAAUUGUUCAUUCUAUGACUAGUAUUUACUCUAUCUCUGUUCGUCCAGUGGCCGUAAAAAGAGUGAGUGAUCUGUGGAGAAUGAAUACAUCGGAAGAUUAUGUUAAAGGGGAAGAAGCUCUUACGAACUGGACACCGAGAGGUAUUAGUUUGGUUAAGGAUUUUAUUUCGGCGAGGAGAAAGAGACAAAGACUGGCAGAAAUCGAUGCUGCUCAGCCUUUAUUGAGACGUAUCGCAUCGACACCAGUACCAGUAUCAAUACCCGUUCCUUCAAUUCCACAGGUUAUCGAUCGAGAUCCAGCCGACAUACCACUUCCUAUCAGUCCGCCAGCUACUAAGGAAAGUUUCCCAUCUCCAUUAUCGAUAGAUGAGGUAACCCCAUCAUCUGUUGAUGGAAAUGCUCUAGGUAUACACGGGGACGGUCAAUUCAAUAACGAAAUCACAGAAAAGACCGAUUCUGCCAUCGGCACUGACUCUACCCCUCAUGAUCUAAGUCAAGAACAAGAAAAGUUCCUGAAUCCAUCCGAAUACAACCCACAUCAAACCGCUCUUCUUGAAAAGUUUACUAAAUACUUCCAACUCUGCCGCGAUCCAUCAACAACUAUCCUUACACCAACCAAUAUCGAACCACCUAUCAAUGGUUCACCCGCUCCAUCUCUCCUCCACACAGCCUCUUUCACAUCCUAUACUUCCCGCUCAAACUCACCCCGCCCAUCGAAUUUCUCAAAUUCACUCCACCCAUCCACCGCCAACUCCCGCCAAACAUCUCGAUCUCGUCAAACCUCGCCCGUUCCACACGCUCAUCCUACCCCAUCCAUACCUCAGCAUCUCGCCACUAUUUCUCAGAUCAAAAAGAAUCCUAGUGUGCUCAAAGCGGGAAUGCUUUUAGUUCCUUCAGCGGAUAGUACGAAAUGGAUACGCAGAUUUGUAGAGCUCAGACGACCGUAUCUGCAUGUUCAUGCGGUUGCGGGUCCGAAUAGUGGGGAGGAGGUAAAUGUGGUUGGACUGAGAAAUGCAAGGGUGGAUCAUAGUCCUGAGAUUGCGAAAUUGUUGAGAAAUGAAAGACAGGGUGGGAGCGGGAACGCGAGUAGAAAUGCAAGUCGGAAUAGUAGUCCUGCUGAUCCGGGUGCGGGUGCACAGCAAAGUUGGAGUAAUAACGGCAUAGGAGGCAUUUAUGGGUAUGGAGGCCGAGGAAGGAGCGGAAGUGGAAAGGGCAUGGGAAUUAUGGGCUAUGGGGGGAGAGGAAACGCUAAUGCUGAUGGAAAUGGUAAUGGAGAGAGCAGAAGAGAAAUAGAAGAAACGGUAUUUGCAGUCUACGGAACAAAUAACACGUGGUUAUUUAGAGCGAGGAGCGAGAGGGAAAAGGUAGAGUGGAUUUGGAAAAUUGAUCAGGGCUAUUUCUCUGGAGGUGGUGGCAGAGGUGGCAAUGGGAGUGGAAAUAAUAGUAGAGGGAGGAGAGAUGAUGGGAGUGGAGAUAGUGAUAAUGUAGAUGGAGAGGGAGAUGUCGAUGUGGAUAGAGAGGAUUAUCUGGCGGAUUAA